Molecule: messenger RNA, 3351 nt
Organism: Bacidia gigantensis
Lineage: Eukaryota; Fungi; Ascomycota; Lecanoromycetes; Lecanorales; Ramalinaceae
Exons: 3
Coding region: 1-3351 (1116 amino acids)
Molecular function (GO): protein binding
Source: RefSeq, a predicted model, not a curated record
AUGGGAAGUCUCGAGCACGUGGGAGACGAACUUAUGGAAGAUGUCUUCCUCCAAGAUGAUCUUAGCCCAACUAUCGCAGAGCAUGCGACACAAUGCCAGUCUCUAUUGCACAAGUACAUGGUUAUGCCGGAGGUCGUGCCAGAUCCUACUAUCAUGGACGACCAGCUGGCACGCUUUUCUCUGUGGGCAUCAAACAUGGAUGUAUAUGGGCCACUGAAUGUCUCGCUAGACUAUAGACUCCGGUUCAGUCAAACAGCCGCGGAUAUCAUACAUCAGCUUCUAGAUAUUAUUUGCGAUACUUUACUGUCUUUCUUGACACCAGUGGAGCCAAUCGACGACCGAACACCACAAACCUCGAGCAGGAAGAGACAACGCAUUUCCGUCAACGGCGAUUCAGGAGUGCCGAAGGGAGCCGACGAUGCGGCAAGCGAUUUAGAGAGCGAUGUCGAUCUAGUAGAAGAGAACAUCUUGAAAAUCACCGAGACCAUCGGCGGAACAUUGACGCGGCUCUUCCGUCUAUCCAACGCCGUCCGAAAGUCCGCCAAAGCCAACCGGGCUCGCAAGAUCGAAAGGUACGGGGACGACGAAGAGGCAAACAAGGCCAUAGACGAGUUGCGUCUCUACACGAAAUGCUAUAUUGAGUUUCGUUUCCCAAAGGCGCCGGACGCGCUCCGCUCGGCAUUAGUCCAAGCCAACGCGCUGCGACUUCGACGGCUGUAUUAUCAGCGCUCCCAUCGAAGGCGCAUUGAUCUGAGUAUUCAGAACCGGGAAACAACUUCGGCCGUUGUUCAACUCCCCAAAAUGACGGAGAGUGCGCCAGCGGUGCGGUUUGCGCCAAGCGCGUUGCCAAAGCCCCGGACUACCAAGGAAAUGCCGGCCUCUUCGCCAGCGCCAGCGCCAGCGACGAAUGCGACUACCGCUCGACAGACUGCCGUUGCCGCCUUCUACGCCAAAUCCACAACUGACGUUCCCCGGGCUAAAUCUGUCCUCGUGAAUAAUAAGUUGUCGUUCCCUCCUAUACCGCCGACGCGGCAGUGUCCAUACUGCGGCGUCAUUGUUGAGUUCAAGAAUACUGCAAGAUCAUUGCUGUGGCAGAAUCAUGUCAUCGGAGACUUGGAGCCUUUUAUCUGUGUCUUUUCACACUGCCUUGAAGAAGGUCACCAUGGACACGGGACCGGUCUGCUCACAUUCGAAACCUCGAACGCCUGGUCCAGCCAUAUGCAGACUGCUCACGGGCAUACAUGGGAGUGCAGGGCCCCUUCUCACGAUCCCAUCGUCUUUGACCAAGAAAUCCAGUAUCAGGAUCAUUCCAUCAAGGAGCAUGGCGUGCCUGAAGCGCACGCCGGGACCCUCAGCAACGCCGCGCGGAGGCCAGUCCUCAAUACGGUGCUGGAGUGUCCGUUUGGCGACGAUUUUCAACCCUUGGGAAAGGUCGAGUCGAGCGCCGUCUUCUCGAGUGAAGCUCUCCAGUCGCACGUCGCUGGUCACAUGAAGGAAAUUGCUCUGCUUACACUGCAAAAACUUCCCAGCGAUGAGGACGAGGACGCGGAGAAUAUCGAUAGCGACCAAGCCUUAGAAGAUGAUGGGCCGGCCGGGGCUUUGGGGAUUACUCGUGUAUCCAUGUACAGCGUACUGGACGAUGAGGAUCUAGACUUCCAACACGAUGACAGUAAAGCUGUAGAUGGCAAUGUGGGACACCGCGAAGAGGACAUUAGCGCACAGGUGACAGUACUCGACCUGGAGGACAAAGACAAUUUGGGGAUGACGAAGCUUCACCACGCGGUGCAGGCCGGUGAUCUUGGCUUGGUUAAGUUCUUAAUACAGAGCGGCGCAAGUGUGAAUUUGAGGGACGAAAAUGGCCAAACGCCCAUGCAUUACGCUGCGGAGAGGGGCUUCACCGAGUGCAUGGAAAUCUUGGUCGACCACGGUGCAGAUUUUCGUAUCAUCGACAAUUCUGGAUUUUCCCCGUUUCUCUGGGCUGUUGUUGCCGGGCAAGAAGGCGCCACGACGAGACUGUUGUCCAUGGACGCUGAUGUUAAUUCAAAUAGCGCGGAUGGAAAGUCUGCGCUCACCUGGGCAGCCAGUCUGGGAGGGUCUCCGACUACUGAAAUGCUUAUUGAACGCGGUGUCAGCAUAUCUGAUACCCGAAAUACGCAGCGGACUCUGCCUUUGGAAGAAGCGGCAGCUUCUGGCAACCUUGCCACUGUUCGAUUGCUCCUCGAAUGUGGUCAGGAUCCGAACCAUCGUGAUCGCGAUGGUUGGUCCGCAAUUCACUGGGCAGCAGAGGAGGGCCAUCUCGAGAUUGUGCGUUUGUUGCUGAACGCUGGGGCCAAAUCCAAUGCCGUCAGUUCUUAUGGCACGUCACCGUUGCACUGCGCUGCAAACGGAGGGCAUGUUUCCAUUGUGAGCUUGCUCCUCCAACAGCGAGCUGACCCGCUCAAGUCAACAUGCCACGGCUGGACCGCACUACACCACGCCGCCUUCAUGGGGCACUACAAUGUCGUCCAGAACCUCUUAGAAGACGACCGCAUACGAUCCACGGCCUCUCAGCAGGACAACCACGGCUGGUCCGUUCUCCAUUUGGCCAUUCACAGUCGAGAUCCAGCCACCGUCCGUAUUCUGCUGGACAAAUCUGUCAUUGCAGAGCCGCAGCUCCUGUUCGACGAAAGCGGCCUCACUGCAGAAGAAUGGCUGGAUCGCGGGCCUAGAAGCCAUUCACAGAAAGUCACAAGCAACUUAGCGUUCAGCAAGUCACGCUGUUGCCGAGCCGUCACAAGCCUUCGCCAAGCUGUGAUUAUAGGCAACGUCCCAAUGAUCAAACUCCUGAUCAAAUUGGGUCACAACAUCAAUGGCACAAACUCUGGAAGGAGGACUGCGCUCUACUACGCCGCGAAGAAGCGCAUGCUCUCCAUCAUGGACCUGCUACUUAACCUGGAUGCGGAUCCUAACAUUCUCCCCGCGGGGCGGAAGAGCUGGGAAGAAUUCAUUCCGCCAGGUGAUGUUUUACUGCGGCUCAAUCGAGCAGGCUAUUGGAAGCGAGAUACCGACCCUGAGGUGGACCGCCAGAUUCUCCGUGCACUCAGAGUGCAAAGUCAGCCGUCUGUGCCGGAUCAACUAGCCUGGCUCGUAUCGGACGGGUCGACUCUACUAACGCCGGACCAAUCUGUCUCCCACGGGCCGGGUCGACGGUCCUUAUCUGUUUCGGAUGCGUCAAUGCCACCUCCUUCGGAUCACGCAGCUUCAAGUAAACCAACAAAAUCGCCGGCGCCUACACACCAAGCAAAUGACAAUAAGCGCAAGGCAAGGUCUGGCCGGACGGAUUGGUGGAAACGGCUCACAGGUGGAAGAUAG